Talpa occidentalis (Iberian mole) is the source of this 2308-nucleotide messenger RNA. It is a transcript of the gene BCO2, whose product is annotated as beta-carotene oxygenase 2. Lineage: Eukaryota; Metazoa; Chordata; Mammalia; Eulipotyphla; Talpidae. The transcript is spliced from 13 exons. Gene Ontology annotation, molecular function: carotenoid dioxygenase activity; beta-carotene 15,15'-dioxygenase activity. The record is from RefSeq and is a predicted model, not a curated record. The coding region runs from base 412 to 2115 and encodes 567 amino acids. Gene Ontology annotation, biological process: carotene catabolic process; retinal metabolic process. Gene Ontology annotation, cellular component: mitochondrion.
UCAGUAUUUCAAACGACUACUUAUUGUGGAUAUGUUGUUGGGAUACUUGUCAUGAAGUUGCAGGCGUUUUGAAGCCCCACCCCUCCAUACCACCUGCCUCCAAUCUCCUCCUAUCCUGUCAUUGAGCCAGGGACAGCCCAGGAAGUCUGUGAGCUUUCACUGUUUAUUGGUGCACACCACUGCCAGCAAGCGUGAGGAUUUGGAAAUCACUGGAUCUGCGACUACUGAACUCAAUACAAAAAUACUUUUCUGAAUCUUUCUCCAUUUUGUCAGUAAUCUUUCUGCUAUAGCAGUGGGUUUCCUUGGAUACCAGGUACCCCUGGAAACUUCUGAGCCCUGUAUUUGCUCUAUAUCAUCCUCUUAGCAUCCUCUUUCUGAUCCUGCAGUCAGUGGAAUUUAAGCACGUAGUGAAUGAGCAGUAAAGAAGACAAACUCAAGGACCACGAAGGUUUUGAAGUUUCGGAGAUGUCCAUGGAAAAUACUUACCAGAAAAAUGUGACCUUUGGUAAGCGGGAGAACCUUCCAUGUAUUGCACCACUACUAACCACAGUGGAGGAGACCCCACAGGUCAUCACUGCUCAAGUCCAAGGACAUUUCCCUAAGUGGCUCAGUGGCUGCCUACUUCGAAUUGGACCUGGAAAGUUCGAGUUUGGGAAGGAUAGGUAUAAUCACUGGUUUGAUGGAAUGGCUUUGCUUCAUCAGUUCAGGGUGGAGGACGGCACAGUGACAUAUAGGAGCAAGUUUCUACAGAGUGAUACAUAUAAGGCCAACAGUGUUCAUGAUAGAAUUGUGAUCUCCGAAUUUGGUACACUGGCUCUCCCUGAUCCAUGCAAGAAUGUUUUUGAACGUUUCAUGUCAAAGUUUGUGCCACCUGCAAUAAGCGACAACACCAAUGUCAACUAUGUGCGCUACAAGGGUGAUUACUACGUUAGUACUGAGACCAACUUUAUGAAUAAACUGGACAUUGAAACCCUGGAAAAAACAGAAAAGGUAGACUGGAGCAAAUUUAUCGCUGUGAAUGGAGCAACUGCACAUCCUCAUUACGACCCAGAUGGAACAGCAUACAACAUGGGGAACUCCUAUGGGCUACGUGGUUCUUCUUAUAAUAUUAUUCGGGUUCCUCCAGAGAAGACUGACCUUGGGGAAACAAUCCAUGGAGCCCAGGUGAUAUGUUCUAUUGCUUCUGCAGAGAGGAUGAAACCUUCAUACUACCAUAGUUUUGUUUGCUGGAACCUUUCAGGAAUGACAAGGAACUACAUAAUCUUCAUUGAACAGCCUGUAAAGAUGAAUCUGGGGAAAUUCAUCACUUCUAAAAUUCGGGGAAAGGCCUUUUCAGAUGGAAUAAGCUGGGAACCCCAGUACAAUACACGAUUUCAUGUGGUGGAUAAGCACACUGGACAGCUUCUUCCAGGGAUGUACUAUAGCAAACCUUUUGUUUCUUUCCAUCAAAUCAAUGCCUUUGAGGAUCAGGACUGUAUUGUAAUUGAUUUGUGCUGUCAAGAUAAUGGAAAAAGUCUAGAAGUUUAUCAACUCCAGAAUCUUAGGAAAGCUGGGGAAGGGCUUGAUCAGGCUUAUAAUUCGGUAGCCAGAUCAUUCCCUCGAAGAUUUGUUUUGCCUUUAAAUGUCAGUUUGAAUGCCCUGGAGGGACAGAAACUCAGCCCUUUGUCCUAUUCUUCAGCCAGUGCUGUGAGACAGGCUGAUGGAAAGAUUUGGUGUUCUUAUGAAAAUCUGCAUCCUGAGGACCUAGAGGCAGAAGGUGGUGUUGAAUUUCCCCAGAUCAACUAUAGCCAAUUCAAUGGCAAAAAGUAUCGUUUCUUCUAUGGCUGUGGUUUCCGACAUUUGGUGGGGGAUUCUCUGGUCAAGGUUGAUGUGGUGAACAAGACACUAAAGGUUUGGAGAAAAGAUGGCUUUUAUCCGUCAGAACCUGUUUUUGUUCCAGUACCAGGAGCUAAUGAAGAAGAUGGUGGGGUUAUUCUUUCUGUGGUGAUCACACCCAACAAAAAUGAAAGCAAUUUUCUUCUAGUCUUGGAUGCCAAGAAUUUUGAAGAACUGGGUCGAGCAGAGGUGCCAGUGCAAAUGCCAUAUGGGUUCCAUGGCACCUUCAUAUCCAUCUGAUGGACAACCACCAGGCCUGGGAACUAGGUUUAAAAUGAACAUGGUUUGUACAAAACAGAGCAAAAAGAACACCUUACUCUACAAAUCGCAGACUUAUGUUUUUAAAAUUUCUACUAAAAAGAAUUUAUGAUCUAGUUAUGGUUUUAUAUUUUCUUAGGGCUCUUCCUUGAAAAUAUUAAUAAGCAGGUAUUGA